CCAAGAUGAGAAGUCACCGGCUGCUCGCACUGACUGCAGUCCUCCUGAUUUUGGCAGAAGUCUUUUGCGAAGAGAUCUCUCCAAGUGAAGACACAUCACUUUGGCUUGCCAGAGACCACAGUCAGGAGAAGCGACUGAAAGAGAAAUCUGUUCGGGAGCUCCUGCGCCGAAUGAUCAGGAAACCGCCACCUGAGCAGUUCUUUGGCUUAAUGGGGAGGCGAUCACUAGGGAACAAGCCAUUGACUCGCAAAAGACAUAAGUUAGAGAGUUUUGUUGGACUCAUGGGAAAACGCUCAUCAGCUGCUGAUUCCCCUUCUGAGUGGAAGGCUGUACAAGACUUUGCUCAAAGACAUUAAUAAAACAUGAAAGAAUGAAGUUAAUUGGUUGGCAGUUAUUUUAGUUUGCU
Messenger RNA from Pristis pectinata (smalltooth sawfish), 406 nucleotides. Its product is annotated as protachykinin-like. NCBI's taxonomy places the organism in Eukaryota, Metazoa, Chordata, Chondrichthyes, Rhinopristiformes, Pristidae. Bases 6 to 356 code for a protein of 116 amino acids. The transcript is spliced from 5 exons. Gene Ontology annotation, biological process: tachykinin receptor signaling pathway. The record is from RefSeq and is a predicted model, not a curated record.